UUUCUCUCUCUGGAAGCUUCAAAUUCCCUUCACCUUCUUUCCCUCUUUCCUUUCAAUUUUUUCCCUAGCUAUUCUACAUAUAUGGUACUCAACACUCCACACACACACUGAUCACACUAGUAAAGAUAAUACUGCGAUCGCUGUUGUUGCGACUUAGGUAUUGAAACCGAAAAAUAAAAAAAAAUAUGCCUCUGUUUAUGACGGAGGAGGAGUUCCGGCGGUGCGUUCAGGCGAACGACGCCGGUUCGGUGGCGGAGAAGGCGGACUCCUACAUACGAGAGCUGUUCAAGCAGGUGGAGACGGUUAGGGCCGAGGCCGACGCCGGCUCCAUCACCGCCGAGCAGACCUGCUCUCUCCUCGAGCAGAAGUACAUCUCCCUCUCCUCCGAAUUCGCCAAGCUCGACUCCCAAAACGCGCAGCUUCAGUCCUCCCUUGAUCGCCACCUCGCCGACCUCGCCCUUCUCCAAUCCAACAAGCACCAGCAGAAUCUCCACUCCAUUGGAAAGGAUGGAGAGAUAGAGAGGUUAGCAGCAGAGGUAUCGGAGUUGCAUAAGUCAAAAAGGCAGUUGAUAGAGUUUGUGGAGCAGAAGGAUUUGGAGAUCGGUGAGAAGAAUGCCACUAUCAAGAGCUAUCUUGAUAAGAUUGUCAAUUCGUCCAACAGUGCCUCACAAAGGGAGGUCCGUGUCAGUGAACUUGAGUCAGAGUUGGCACGUACUCAGGCUGCAUGUACUCGUCUCAAAGAGGAGAAGGAACUUGUCGAGAGGCAUAAUGUGUGGCUUAAUGAUGAGUUGACAGCCAAAGUUGACAGUGUUAUUGAGCUGCGUAGAAAAAGUAAUGAUCUUGAGGAUGAUAUGUCCACUAAGCUUGCAGAUGUUGAGAGGCAAUUAAAUGAAUGUUCUAGCUCGUUACAAUGGCACAAGGAAAGAGUUAGGGAGUUAGAGAUGAAGCUAACAUCCUUGCAAGAGGAAUUAUGUUCAUCUAAAGCUGCUGCUGCAGCCAAUGAAGAGCGAUUAUCUGCUGAACUCUCAACAGUUAAUAAGCUUGUUGAACUAUACAAAGAAAGUUCUGAGGAAUGGUCCGGAAAGGCGGGAGAUCUUGAGGGCGUUAUCAAAGCUCUAGAGACACGUUUAAGUCAAGUUGAAAAUGAUUAUAAAGAGAGGCUUGAAAAGGAAGUGGGUGCAAGAAACCAAUUUGAAAAGGAGGCAGCAGAGCUGAAAGAAAAACUUGAGAAGUGUGAAGCUGAUAUUGAAAGCAGUAGAAAAUCAAAUGAACUGAAUCUUGUUCCACUCAGCAAUUUCAGUUCAGAAACAUGGAUGACUUCAUUUGAAACGAAUGACAUGGUUGAGGAUAAUCGCAUGAUUGUCCCCAAGAUUCCUGCAGGUGUUUCAGGAACAGCCUUGGCAGCUUCGCUUCUGCGUGAUGGUUGGAGUCUGGCCAAAAUGUAUGCAAAAUAUCAAGAGGCUGUUGAUGCUCAGAGACAUGAGCAGUUGGGAAGGAAGCAAUCUGAGGCCAUUUUGCAGCGGGUCUUAUAUGAAUUAGAGGAGAAAGCGGAAGUCAUUUUGGAAGAAAGAGUGGAACACGAGAGAAUGGCAGAGGCAUACUCUAUGAUCAACCAAAGACUACAAAAUUCCCUGUCUGAAGAGGCCAACUUAGAGAAAACCAUCCAAGAAUUGAAGGCUGACUUGAGGAGGCAUGAACGUGACUAUAAUCUUGCUCAGAAAGAGAUUUUUGACCUCCAGAAACAGGUGACUGUUCUUCUUAAGGAAUGUCGAGAUAUACAACUUCGUUGUGGAUCUACAGGGCUUGAUGGUCUUGAUGAUGGUACAACUGCUGUUGGUGGGACAAAUUUGGAGUCUGAUACUGAAAAAGUCAUUUCAGAACGCCUUUUGACAUUUAAGGACAUAAAUGGAUUAGUUGAGCAGAAUGUCCAACUAAGGAGUCUCGUUCGCAGUCUUUCUGAUCAGGCUCAACGUAGAGAGAUGGAGUUCAAGGAAACAUUUGAAAUGGAGCUCAAAAAGCAUACUGAUGAAGCUGCAUCUAAGGUUGCUGCUGUGUUACAAAGAGCUGAAGACCAAGGGCGCAUGAUUGAAUCCCUUCACACCUCUGUUGCAAUGUACAAAAGGUUAUAUGAAGAGGAGCAUAAACUUCAAUCAUCUCUGCCCCAUUCUGCAGAGCUUGGUUCAGACAAUAGGAGGACUGAUUUAAAGCUUCUUCUCGAAAGAUCUCAGGAAGCUUCUAAAAAGGCCCAUGAGCAGGCUGUGGAACGGGUGAAAUGUCUUGAAGAGGAAUUGUCAAAAUCUAGGAGUGAGAUUAUAUUAUUACGAUCGGACCGUGACAAGUUGGCCCUGGAAUCUAAUUUUGCUAGAGAGAGACUUGAAAGCUUUAUGAAGGAAUUUGAGCAUCAGAGAAAUGAAUCGAAUGGCAUUUUAGCUAGAAAUGUGGAGUUUUCGCAAUUAGUUGUUGACUACCAACGAAAGCUGCGUGAAAGUUCUGAAUCUUUGCAUGCUGCUGAGGAACGUUCUCGGAAGCUGACUAUGGAGGUAUCCAUUUUAAAGCAAGAAAAGGAAAUGUUAUCAAAUGCUGAGAAGAGAGCUUGCACUGAAGUUUGUAGUUUGUCAGAGAGGGUGCAUCGUCUACAGGCUAGCUUGGACACUAUUCAAAGUGCUGAGGAAGUUCGUGAGGAGGCAAGAGUUGCUGAGAGGAGAAAACAAGAGGAGUAUGUUAAGCACGUUGAGAGGGAAUGGGCUGAGGCUAAGAGAGAGCUGCAAGAAGAGCGGGGUAAUGUUCGAAACCUCACAGUAGAUCGUGAGCAGACCCUAAAAAAUGCAAUGAGACAAGUUGAAGAAAUGGGAAAAGAGUUGGCUGAUGCUUUGCGUGCUGUCGUGGCUGCUGAAUCCAGAGCUGCUGUUGCUGAGGCGAAACUGUUGGAUCUAGAGAGAAAAAGCAAAUCUUCAGAUGCUAUGGAUGUUCAGGUGGAUGGUGGGAAUGAACCCUCGUCUUUCUCGAGCAAUGAGGUGGUUGUAGAAUUGCAUAUGGCAAAGGAAGAGAUUGAAAAGUUGAAAGUGGAAGCACAGGCUAACAAGGAUCACAUGCAACAGUAUAAGAGCAUUGCUCAGGUGAAUGAAGAUGCGUUAAGACAGAUGGAAUGUGCCCACGAAACCUUCAAGAUUGAGGCUGACAAACUAAAGAAAUCACUAGAAGCUGAACUUCUUUCCCUUAGAGAGAGGGUUUCUGAACUUGAAUAUGAGUCUGGUUUGAAGUCGGAAGAAGUAGCUUCUGUGGCUGCAGGGAAUGAGGAGACUCUUGCUUCUUCUUUGGCUGAAAUUACUAUAUUAAAGGAAGAAAUAUCAGUUAAAACUUCCCAAGUUUUAGAAAUGGAAAUUCAGAUUUCUGCUGUGAAAGAGGACUUGGAGAAAGAACAUCAGCGAUGGCGUGCUGCUCAAGCCAAUUAUGAAAGACAGGUUAUCCUCCAGUCUGAGACUAUUCAGGAGUUGACAAAAACAUCACAAACCUUGGCGUCACUCCAACAGGAAGCAUCUGAGUUGCGUAAAUUGGCAGAUGCACACAGAAGUGAAAAUAGUGAAUUGAAAGCUAAGUGGGAAGUGGAGAAGGCAAUGCUUGAGGGAUCAAAGAAUGAUGCUGAGAAAAAGUACAAUGAAAUAAAUGAACAGAACAAAAUACUACACAGUCGACUUGAGGCUUUGCAUAUUCAAUUGGCCGAGAGGGAUCGUCAUUCUGCGGGAAUGCCUUCAGGAAGCACUGGCACAGAUACACUUGGUGAUUCUGGCUUACAGAACGUUAUCAAUUAUCUUCGGCGAUCAAAAGAAAUUGCAGAAACAGAGAUUUCUUUGUUAAAACAGGAAAAGCUGCGACUACAAUCACAACUUGAGAGUGCUCUUAAAGCUGCAGAGACUUCCCAAGCCUCACUUCAAGCUAAUCGUGCAAAUUCAAGAGCAUUGUUGUUCACUGAGGAAGAAAUCAAAUCUUUGCAGCUUCAGGUCAGAGAAAUGAAUUUACUUCGUGAAAGCAACAUGCAGCUCAGAGAAGAAAACAAGCACAAUUUUGAGGAAUGCCAGAAAUUGCGUGAAAUCACUCAAAAAGCAAGGACUGAGACUGAGAAUCUAGAGAGUCUACUGAGAGAGAGACAAAUUGAGGUGGAAGCUUGUAAGAAAGAAAUUGAAAUGCAAAAGGUUGAGAGAGAUAACCUGGAAACAAGGUUUGGUGAGUUACUUGAAAGGUGUAAAAAUAUAGAUGUGGACGAUUAUAACCGUAUGAAGGAUGAUGUUCAACAGAUGCAGGAGAAACUAAAAGAUAAGGAUGCUCAGAUAGUUGAGAUCAGAAAGCUUCUUUCCGAAAGGCAGGAUCUAAUAUCAAAAUUGGAGCAAGAUCUCUCUAAAUGCAAAUUGGAUCUGAAUGAGAGAGAGAAGAGGAUAAAUGAUAUUUUGCUAGUUGAGGCUAAUUCAAAGCAAGAUGUGGAGAGGCAAAGGAAGAUUGUGAUUCAAUUUAAGAGGAAGUAUGAGAUUGCACUAAAGGAAAAGGAAGAACUGAGCAAAGAGAACCAAACUCUUUCUAAGCAGUUGGAGGAGUCCAAACAUGGGAAAAGGUCAAUUGUUGAUACAACUAGUGAACAGGCUAUGAAGGAGGAGAAAGACACCAAGAUACAGACUCUAGAGAAACAUAUGGAAAGGCUGAGAGAGGAAUUAAGGAAGGAGAAGGACAGGCGUUUAAAGAUUGAGAAGGCAAUAAGGGAUUCUUAUAAUAACGUUGACCAGGAUAAAACAAAGUUUGUAAAUGAACUAGAGAUGCAUAAGCAGGCGCUGAAGCGGAUUUCAGAUGAACUUCAAAAGCUUAAGCAUGCAAAAGACAAUUUGCCAGAGGGUACCUCAGUAGUUCAACUUCUUUCUGGAACUGUCCUUGAUGAUCUUGCUGCUGCUUAUGUGUCAGCUGUGGAAAAUUUUCAAAAGACAGCUCAUUUAGUUUUCAGUGAACUUGGAGCCCGUGGUUCUCUUGUUGAACCAUCUUCAAUUGUGGACACUGCAUUAACUGCUACUGCAGGUCCUGCAGUGUCUGUUCAAGCCCCUAGUACUGCAUUCUCAGUGGGACCUGCAACAAGUGGCUUGCCUGCUAAAGCAACUGAAGAGAGUGAGAAGAGAUUUACUUUGCCCAAAGCUAUUGUUGAAACUCGAAAAACAGGUAGGAAGUUGAACCGGCCACGCCUUGUAAGACCUGAAGAGCCACAGGGUGAUAUAGAGAUGUCUGAGGUGGAUGGAGCUCGCAAUGUGGGCAAAGCUGCACCUUCUGGUGACGUUGAAGCUCAGGGAAAUCUUACUUUAAUAUCUCAACCAUUGGUCCGCAAACGUAUAGCAUCAGCAUCUGCUUCUGAUUUGCAUGAUGAGUCAGUCAUCCAAGGAGAGACUGGCUCUGAUGUAGCAGCACCCUUGCUGAAGAAGUCCAAGGGUUUGGAACCCCCACAUGAGAGUUCUGAAGGACAAUUUGCUGUUCCUGUGGAAAAUCUUGGAACUCUACAAGCCCCUGAAGAAACUCUUAAUAUUGGUGAGUUGGCACAAGCUUCAAAUGAGGAAGCAAUGGAAGCUGAUAAGGAAGAGAUUGAGACUACUGGGGAGAGAGCUGAGGAUGGAAGAGAACAACCAGAUGGCGUGAGUCAAGAUGAAUUGCUGAGUGAGAAGAACAAUGUUCUAGAAGAGAAUUUGGAUAGGCCUGGUGGAUCAGAGAUGGUAUCUGAUGAAGGGCCAAAGGAUCAAGCUGAGCCAGAUAACCAGCAGUUAAUGACAGAAUCUGGAAGUGAGAGAGAGGAGGGAGAGCUUGAGCCUGAUGUUACAGAGCUUGAGGGUGGUGGUGAUAUUUCCAACAUUAUUGGGAGCCCGGAACCAGGGGAAGGUCAACCUGAGCCUGUUGCAAGCCCUCUGGCUUCACCCACUAGGGCUGAUGAUGAAUCUCUAGCUGCUGUCACACUGGAGGUUGGUGAGAUAAAUUCUCCAGAGGUUCUAAACGAUGAAAAGAAUGAUGAAGGUGAUGUAAAUGAAGAGACUGCUGAGGGUUCUGAUAAGUCAAAUGAUGGAAAUGAUCAAAUUCCAGCGGACACUGAUCAGGUCAUGGAAGCUCUCUCUGUUCCACUUGAGAGCGCUUCAGCCAGCGCUUCUUCAGAAAUUGAUGUCUCAAAACAAGGUAGUCCUGUCUCAAAACAAGGCAGUUCAACUGUCACCACAGAAGCAGAAGUGGUAAGACAAGCUUCACCUGUGAGUAGUACUUCAACUACUAUAAACCUUUCAGAGCGAGCUAGGCAGAAUGCUGCAAAAAGAUUAGGUGUGGCUUCUUCUCCAGUGGUUAGAGGAGGACGUGGAAGAGCUGCCCCACGUGCCCGAGGUGCACGUGGGCGCGGUCGUCUUGGACGUGGACAAUCAUCCGGUGAACAAGGCUAAGAUUGGUAAUCUUGCCUGUUCAAUUUUAUUUAUAUCCUCCCCUUUCACUGUAUGUGAAUUAACGUGGUGUCUAAUUAUUUAUUGUUUAUGGUCCAAUCCCAUUACUUGAGGAUUUUGACUCUGCAUUCUGUUUAUAGAACUUCCAAUAGAUACAUGCGGAGUUCAUCGGUGGAUGAUAGUAAUAUGUAACAUCAAUUUUGGUUUCUUAAUAGUAGUUAUUUUCCUCCUCUAUGGAUACGAUGAAGUCUUUUUUAUUUUU
Molecule: messenger RNA, 6699 nt
Organism: Quercus lobata
Lineage: Eukaryota; Viridiplantae; Streptophyta; Magnoliopsida; Fagales; Fagaceae
Gene: NUA
Product: nuclear pore anchor
Exons: 48
Coding region: 186-6440 (2084 amino acids)
Biological process (GO): mRNA export from nucleus; protein import into nucleus
Cellular component (GO): nuclear pore
Molecular function (GO): structural constituent of nuclear pore
Source: RefSeq, a predicted model, not a curated record